AAAAAAACAAAUGGGAUUUUUUUCACAAGGUAGAUGGAUCUAUCUUUGAGACAGAUUCCUCCCGUUUUCCCGUUCUUCUGGUCAAUCAGUUCUAAUGGGAUAGAGCCAUCAGUAUCAGCAAGCAAACAAUACAGAAAAGACUAAAGAACAUGAUGCCCCAACGAGUUAAUCUGCACAUAGCCUUAACAUUCUUACAACUUUGUUAUGCAGGAAAUCAUAUAUUUGUGAGAAUUGCACUUGAUACAGGUGUAAGCAAGCUUAUAUUUCCUGUCUAUAGAAACAUUACUGCCUUGAUUCUCCUCGCUCCCCUCUCAUAUUUUUCAGAGAAGAAAGACAGGCCAUCAAUAACUGCUUAUUGUAUACUACACUUUUUCCUACUUGGACUUGUUGGAAUAACAAUGAAAGAAGGAUUCUACCUAUUGGGUUUGGAGAACACAUCACCUACCUUUGCUUCUGCUAUGCAGAAUUCUGUUCCGGCCCUCACCUUUCUGAUGGCUGCACUACUAAGAUAUGAGAGCGUGCAUUUCAAUAGGAUUGAUGGGGUGGCUAAGGUCCUUGGAGUCCUUGCUUCUGUUGGAGGUGCUUCGAUCAUUACCCUUUACAAGGGACCUGCUAUUUAUACUCCACGUUUAGCAUUACAUCAUCAUGAACAAUACUUGUCUAUAUUGGGGGAUGCCACGGGAAAGAACUGGAACAUGGGUGGCAUCUAUCUCUUUGGUCACUGCUUAUGUUGGUCUAGUUGGAUUGUGAUGCAAGCAUUCGUUCUGAAAAUAUACUCGGCCCCACUCACAGUUUCUGCAUUUACGUGCUUCUUUGGUGUUGUGCAGUUUUUGACAGUUGCAGCCUUUUUUGAGAAGGAUUCCAAAGCCUGGCAGGUCAAUUCUAGUGGAGAGAUCUACAGUGUUUUGUUCUCGGGACUGGUGACUUCAGGGCUGGCAUCAGCAAUACAGAUAUGGACUAUUGGCAAGGGAGGGCCAGUGCUUGCUUCAAUUUAUCUACCUUUACAAACAUUACUUGUAGCUUUGAUGGCAUCUAUUGUUUUUGGUGAAGAAUUCUUCUUGGGAGGGAUUAUUGGAGCAUUCUUAAUUAUAUCUGGACUAUACCUUGUUGUCUGGGGAAGAAGUCAAGAAACCAAGUUUGACAAACAGGUCAUAGUCCCCAUUGAGUCCAAGAAUCAUUGGGAAGGAAAAAGUGACGUUUCUUCCCUCACCCAACCAUUGAUUCCUACACAAAGCUCUUAGAGAGAAACAAUUUAUAUGAUGAUAAAACUAUGAAAGUCCCUUAUGAUGAUCCAAUACAUUAUCAGUUGUUUUAUUACUGAUUCUGGCAGCGUCUGCUAUUGACGACACAGUCGUAAUUGGGGAAAUUUGAAUAUCCCUAAACAUUUAGGUGUCACUUUGUUUUUUAUUUAAAUUUUUACUUGAUUUGUUUUGGUUUAUAUAUAAAAAUGUUACCAUAUUUUAACAUUA
Messenger RNA from Cajanus cajan (pigeon pea), 1469 nucleotides. Its product is annotated as protein WALLS ARE THIN 1. NCBI's taxonomy places the organism in Eukaryota, Viridiplantae, Streptophyta, Magnoliopsida, Fabales, Fabaceae. The record is from RefSeq and is a predicted model, not a curated record. Gene Ontology annotation, cellular component: membrane. Gene Ontology annotation, molecular function: transmembrane transporter activity.